AUUAGAAGUUAUUCAUAGUGUUCACUGUCUGGGCUCCACGCUAACAUCAAAGAUUAACAACGCGAGUUGUCUUUAUAUGUGCAUUCUCUAUUCAAAGCUGGCGUAAUGGUAGAUUUAUUUGGUGGUCGUGUGAAUAAGGACCAAAACAUUGUCGUACUAAUCCUUUUCGGCGUUUGUUGUUUUAUAAUUGGACAUUUCUUUAGUAGCCUUGUUCAAAAUAAUCCUAUUAUCGUCGAUGAAUGGAAAGAUAUUGUUACCUUUAUAGGAUCUUUAUGUCUCAAUACAGGAGACACGAUCUUGCAGCUUCUAAAUGCUUGUAUCUUUCCACUGAUCAUCAUCUGUAUUUUAUAUGCUGUGGUUUCGCUGAACACCAGAACUACAGAAAAUGUUGUUCGACACUCGGCGAUUUAUUAUUUAGGCAUAAUACUUAUCACAGUUGGCAUUAUACUGGCGUCGAGAGAGAAACUAGGGUGGAAUGGAAUUGCUAAGGAAGAACAGUAUGGUACCAUCAAGUCACCUGGCAAAUCUUGCAACGAUAUUCUUCAGAAAAGAUCAGAAGACUGUCUUCCCAAUGGCAUUUAUUGGAUUUCUAAUGAACCAAAUAGAAAUAGAAAAAACGCAUUUCCAGUGUUUUGUGACAUGAAAUCAGGAGAAUGUAAAACUGAGCUAGGAUUGAGAAAUGGUUUGAUUGGAGACUCUCAAAUUACUGCUUCUUCUUCGUUCGAUUCCAAUCAUGCUCCAGGAAACGCCAGAUUAUUUCGCCCACAGAACGCACCAAAUACAGGAGCCUGGUCUACUCGAACAAGCAAUGUCAAUGAAUGGCUUCAAGUUAAUUUCUUGAAAACGACAAAAAUAACCGGUAUCAGUACUCAAGGAAGACCUGCAUGUUGUGAUCAGUGGGUUACAUCGUUCUCCUUGUCCUACAGCGACCUUGGAACCACAUUUACACCAUACACAGUAAAUGGUAACACUCAGGUGUUUCAGGCUAACUCUGACAGAGAUUCCAUUGUUCACAAUAAAAUAUCACCUCAAUUGUUGCCAGUUUCAUACGAAUUGAACCAGUCUCAUGGAAUAAUCAUAUUUCUCUUCGUGCUGAAUUUUAUGGAUGUUGAUAAUUGGAACGUAACAGCUUCAUUUGUUUUGUUUAAGUGUAACUUUGAAGUAUUUUAUUGAUUUACUGAUCAAUAAAAAGUUGAAAGCAUUAUUUUACUGCUACCAUACUGAUACUGAUGCCAGAUUUGUUUUGCCACUCUUCCUUGGAUUCUACUUGAGUUGAAAUAAAUUGCUUUUUCUUAUAA
Molecule: messenger RNA, 1298 nt
Organism: Xenia sp. Carnegie-2017
Lineage: Eukaryota; Metazoa; Cnidaria; Anthozoa; Malacalcyonacea; Xeniidae
Exons: 6
Coding region: 106-1173 (355 amino acids)
Cellular component (GO): membrane
Molecular function (GO): extracellular matrix structural constituent; symporter activity
Source: RefSeq, a predicted model, not a curated record